AUGGCGUGGCUGGUCCUCCAUCGAACAGACAUGAUGUCAGCACCUGACGUGUCCGAUCCAGAAAUUCCUUUGCUACAGCUCUUGGAAGGAUGUAAAUUGCUGAAUCCUUCUCGACAAUGGCCUGACAGGGCGAGGCAGUUUAAGAAUGCCAAGUGCUGGGAAUUUUAUAAGUAUUUCCCUCGGUUUUCUGGUGCAUAUAAUGACACACUCAUUGAUGAAGAGAUGCCUGGGACCAACAGGACCUCCCUCAACAUGGGUAGUUUCCACUGGCUUAUGAACAUCCGACCAGCUCAAUUUAGCUUGCCUGUCGCUGAGCCUGAUCUCCACAUGACAUUUGUUUAUUGCCGGUGGAUUUUAGCCGCUAACACUCCUGUUACGAAGAAGAAGAUUUUCGAACUGGAAUCCGAGGCUGUGGUUCGGAGAAUUGUAUCUAAAAAGGGAAAGGAGCCCGCUACGUCUUCCUGCAAAGGAAAACAAGCAAUUGAUUCCGAAGAGAGUGAUGACUUCGAAACAUCCAGUGAGGAGGAUGAAACUAGAGAUGAAGCAGAGGCUGAUGUCCCUCUUUCUCCCGUGGCUCACAGGACUCAUCGAGCUUCUUCACCCCGAUCACCCGGUGCUCCUUCUAAGGAUAUCCGAAUGAGAGAGAAGAAUAUUCCUUUAUCGUCUUCUAACAAGAUGACCGUCAGAUGGCCCGCUUUUGAAGAAGAAGAAGAAGAAGAGGAAGAUGUCACCCCACUUGUUGGCAGAAAGAGGUCCCGACCUCUUGCUUCUUCCGAGGCUCAAUCCUGCCCUGUUCAAGGGUCUGAAUUGCGCACCAAAUUUCGGCAUGAAAGCUCUGAAGUUCCUCGAGAUUCUCGUGUUUCGAAGAGGAUUAAGAAGAUGGCUCAUCGACAACGUCAACUUCCCCUGUUGCUUGAAGAGGAGUUUACUCAGGAUCUUCCGGUUGAUCAAGGGGCUGAACCAGAAGAGGAAGGAGAAAUCAUGCCCGAACCUUCUUCUCCGGGUUUAAUGGAUGUUGACGAAUCCAGCUUCACUCAGCAAGUACACAGAGCGAUGAGUGAAGAACCCCUCAACGUGGACACUGCCCCUCCUCCGGUUACUACAUCGACCUCGCCAACCGCCGACACAGUUAAACUAAAGGAGGUGAGUGCGGGUAGUAGUGCUGCUGAUCCCGCCACCGUCAUUGAAGACAUUCUUGCUAACGAGCCGAGAGAUCAAGAACUUACCCAUGAUAUGGGUAUCGGAGAUUUCAACGAACAUGAUUUCAAUCUUGAUAUUUCUGAAGAUGAACACCAGAAAAUCUCCGAUAUACUGUCAGCUCCGGCUCCGACCGCUACUGCAGGACCAACAACUAGAGUUGAUUCAGCUGAAGUAGGCACAUCAGAAGGACCAAUGAAUGAAGUUGAUGCGUCUACUGUCAUUGGCGAAUGUGAUCAACCUGAAGGUUUGGGUUUCCUGCUCUUGACAGGUCCUCCAGCUAAAGUUGAACCAUUAAUUACUAUUCCUCUGACCUCUGAUAUUGUCGAAGCUGAACCUGUUGUAACUUCCGAUCCGACUCCAAUGGUUCAUGAAGUUGGAGGGUCGAAGACUACCGUGGAAGAGCAACCUCCUGCCACUCCGGCUCAACUUGAACUUGUUCCUCAAGAAUUUGUCGAUCUGGAUCCGAAGCCAUCGGGGGCUUCAGGUGAACAAUCGUCUGGUGUAGUGAAUCAACCGACAAGCGUUAUUCCUGAACAAAUCCCUGUUGUUAUAGAGACCAUUACAACCUCAACAAGCCAAGCUCUUUCUUCAUCAUUGUCCGAGCGUAUUCAAGCUUUAUUGGCAGAUGAAGAUCCGGACAAAGCUGUCAUUUAUGCUGACGUCCAAAGUUUCGUCCUUUUCUUAAACAUCAUGGUUGAUCGAAUUCUCCUUAAAGGUUCACUUUUCGAACAUUUUAGGAAAUCUCUCGAUCGCCAUGUAUCAGGAAUUCGAGAACACGGAUGCACUGAAUUAUCUGACUCGAUCGAAGCUUAUUUAUCUAACCUUAAACAAAACGUCGAACAUCUGCAGAAUCUUCGUGUUAGUGGUGCGCCUUCUUAUAUUGCUCCUCGAAUGGACUUGAGGUUGCAGGCAUGGCGUGAUUCUCAGAAAUCUGCUGAGUCCGAACUUCAAAGGCUGCAAACCCGCAUUGAUCAACUUAAGGAGAGCGUUGCUAAGAAAGCACAGAUCAAGGUUGACCUGUAUCGUGAUUUAGAGUCGAGUCAAGUGGAGAUAGCUCGGUUACAGGAGCAACUUGUGAAAGCUAGGGACACUCAUGAAAUUUUGAAAUCCGAUCUGGCGGAGGUAACCCGAGCCGAGGUGGAUCUGCUUCGACAGUUGAAUCUUCAAGGCAAGAUUUUUGCUGAUAAAAUGCAAGAGGUCGCCAACAUUCGAAGCAUGGAUGAAGAAAAUUUUAAAGCCAACUUGAUACCCGAGCUCGAACUAGCUUAUGUAACAGAGCUCUCCCAAUUAGAGGACCAAAUUCGUCAUUACAAACUAUUGUAA
This is a messenger RNA of Asparagus officinalis (garden asparagus), 2523 nucleotides long. RefSeq lists its product as uncharacterized. The record is from RefSeq and is a predicted model, not a curated record. The transcript has 8 exons. Bases 1 to 2523 code for a protein of 840 amino acids. Lineage: Eukaryota; Viridiplantae; Streptophyta; Magnoliopsida; Asparagales; Asparagaceae.